AUGAGCAACACUGUUCUGAUAUCGGCGACCCGCUACGAAGUUGUACAAAUCAAGAGAAGCCACAAGCAUUGGGAUGACUAUCUACGGACACGGCUCGAGGUAUACGAGGGCCAGGGCGUGACGGCAGACGAAGAGGUGGACGAGCACGACUUUGACGAUCUGUCCACUUUUCACAUGGUUUUGGUGGAAUUCGAGGGGAGCCCCGAAAAAACAGUCGAAAAAGUGAUCGGCACCGUACGGCUGCGUCCGGUCGGCAGCUAUUUGAAGUUGGAACGGGUAGCCCUACGCGAGAAUUGGCAAGGGCGAGGCCUCGGCGAGCUGAUUGUCAUCGAAGCGCUCAAGUACUAUUUUAAGAAGUUUCCGGAAAGAAUUAUGGUCGCCCAUGCUCAAGUUCAGAAAAUGGGGUUCUACGAGCGCAUCUACGCUGACAUUCCGGAAUAUUGGCGCACUUUUUUUACGGUGGCCAAAUUUGCGCAAGCGCUCCUGACCGUAUAUCUGCAAGGCGACGUGUCGCGUGCGCUCCGCGCUGUCGAUGAGGCGCUGAUCAUGGGAAGACCUGAGAAUUUGCCGCGCGACGGGCUUUUCAUCAAGCAUUUCGCCACGGGCCUCCAAAAAGCCACCCCGACGCCGGCCAUCGAUUUUCAUGCCAUCGCUUCCCACACGUACCUCAGUCCACCGCCCCGGAGAAUCGUGCCCCAGCCCUGGUGGGAGCUGGCGGAGUAUGAGCAUUUUGACGCCGAGCGGAUCGCCGAGAAAAUCGAGUCCGGGAUGCCGUGCGUGGUGCGAGGGUUUGCGGCGGGCUGGCCGGCCUCGGAGAAAUGGAGCCCCGAAUACUUGAGCAAUGUGGCUGGGGGCCGGACGGUGCCGGUUGAGAUUGGCAGUCGCUACGACGGCGACGACUGGAACCAGAAGCUCAUGACGAUCAACGAAUUCUUGAGGGACUUUUUGGUGAAGCAGGAUUCCGAAUCGCCCGGCUACCUGGCGCAACACCGGCUUUUCGACCAGAUCCCCGAGCUGCUCGACGAGAUCGAGCCCCAUCAGGUUGAGCAAAUCGGCGCCCAUGUUGAUUGGAAUAUGUGGUUUGGCCCUGGCGGCACCGUCUCGUCGAUGCACUUUGACCCAAGGGAGAAUUUCUUUAUUUACGGCUCGAAAUUCGUGCGCCUCGCCCACCCCUCCGACAGCGAGAAGCUGUGCCCGAGGGAGGAUUUGCUGAAAAACACGAGCCAGAUCAACAUGCAACACCCGGACGGGGACGUCGAGCGGUUCCCGAGCGUUGCCCAGGUGCAUACGGUGGAUGUGGUGUUGCACCCCGGCGACGCCCUGCUGAUCCCCAGCCAAUUUUGGCACUUUGUCAAGGCGCUGAACACGUCCAUCUCGGUGUCGGCGUGGUUUGACGCCAAA
Mesorhabditis spiculigera is the source of this 1401-nucleotide messenger RNA. NCBI's taxonomy places the organism in Eukaryota, Metazoa, Nematoda, Chromadorea, Rhabditida, Rhabditidae. The record is from the annotation of a GenBank genome assembly.